This is a messenger RNA of Xenopus tropicalis (tropical clawed frog), 901 nucleotides long. It is a transcript of the gene abt1, whose product is annotated as activator of basal transcription 1. The record is from RefSeq and is marked validated. Gene Ontology annotation, cellular component: nucleolus. Lineage: Eukaryota; Metazoa; Chordata; Amphibia; Anura; Pipidae. Gene Ontology annotation, molecular function: nucleic acid binding.
GAACCAAUGCCAAGGACUUCACGGAGGGUUGGGUCGAGUUCCGGGACAAGCGGGUCGCUAAGCUGGUCGCUGCCAGUCUGAAUAGCGCCCCCAUGGGCACCCGCAAGAAGAACCGCUUCCAUGAUGAUCUGUGGAACAUGAAGUACCUGCACCGGUUCAAGUGGUCCCACCUGAGCGAGCGAUUGGCCCUGGAGCGACAGGUGAGGCAGCAGCGAAUGAGGGCGGAGGUGUCUCAGGCCAAGAGGGAGACCAACUUCUACCUGCAGAACGUGGAGCGGAGCAAGAAGUUCAGCAAAGCGGAGCGCAGAGGUGCCAGGGAGGCAGAUGGCGCUGCCAACAAGCAGUGGAACUUUACUCAGCGCCAGACAGAGGAGGAGAUUCAGUCUCUGAAGGCUGGGGGCAAAGCUGGGGGCAAAGCUGGGGGCAGAGCCGGGGGCAAAGCCGGGGACAGAGCGAGGCAGAGACUGGAACUGGCCAAGCGAGUGCAGGAGAAAUCUCAGACUAACCGCUCGCUGCUGCACAAGAUAUUUAACCCUACAGGGGGCGCCGAGUGAGCUGGGGGGCUGGAUCCUGGGGGAACUCUGAACUUUAUACCAUGUCAAUCCCUGAAAGGAAGGGGGUGGGGGGUCAAAGGGCAAGUAACACCCCCAUGCCACUGACUGUAGAUCCAGGCCAGAAUGAAUUUGGAGCUGCCCCCCCCCCCCAUAGGGCAAUAAAUCAGGUAUGUGCAGAGAGGGGCCACUUACCCUCCCCCAAUGUGACUGCCACUCCCAGGCUGCAAUCAGGGCCCAAUUACUGCCACAAGGGGGGGGCCUGAAUCUGGGGUGUGUUUGGUCAUGGUGGGAUUAGUCCCAUUGGGGCAGUACCGAACCGUGUAAAUAAAGGGGUAUCAUGUCGCGCA